CUGUUUUGUUAGAAAGACAACCCAAUCUUGAAAGCUCCAACCGUACGAAUAUACCAAAAGAUUGCGGGCCUCGAUUACAUCGAAGAAGAGAACCCAUGAAUAUGCCACCUCCUUUUCUCUCUCUUUAAAAUCUGAAAGUUUCAGCUCAUUAAUUCGAGAAGAUAUUGUUUAUUCAUUCGUGGGAUUUUGGAUGGAGCCGCGCGUGGGAAAUAAGUUCCGGCUCGGACGGAAAAUUGGAAGUGGCUCAUUCGGAGAGAUAUAUUUAGGUACUAAUAUACAGACAAAUGAAGAAGUUGCUAUUAAGCUUUUAAUGUGGACCUAAGAUGGGUUCGUCUGGAGUUGAAGUUGUUUGUUUAUGGUGAAUGCAAUGUAAAGGGACAUAUGGUCAAUGGAAAAGCUAUGAUCUUUUGGUGUCGCUGUCUUAAUCCUCAGUUACUCUAAGAGAGAGUGGUUAUUUUGUCGUCUUUUUGGGCCAUGGUGGCUGUUGUAAUCUGAUUAUGGUGUGUAGAGAUCAUUGAAGGCAGAUUGUCAAGGAUCAUUCCUGGAAGCAUUUGAAGAUUUUCAUUUUCUAGCCAAUGAUAUAUGCUGAUCAGAUUUUCUGUUUGUCAAAAUCUACUUAUUACGAGGUAUAUUGAAACACGGUGAUUAUCUAUGUAAAAAGUGAACAUACAAAUGCUUUUGUGGUCCAUUCAGCUUGACAGAGAGGGAGGAUCAUUUCUGAACCUUGUUGUAACCAUGUUCGUGGGAGAGAUUAGUGUAGUUCUCUUCUAUUGUGCCGGGCAGUUGUGCAGUUUGAGUACGGCACGUAGAGAUUAUUCAAGGCAGAAUGUUGAGCAAGAAUGUCAUUACUGAAAGUUUUUACUCUUCCUUUUAAGACAAUAUCAGUGCUAAUGAAUCUCUGGUCAUAGUCUAGGUAUCGCGUCAUGUGUUCUCCCGUGGACCACCAUGACAGAAAAUGUGGGCUGCUUCACAAUCAUUAAUGCAACUUGCAGCAUUUAUGGGAGAAGGAAAAUGUCAAGACAAAGCAUCCCCAGUUACUCUACGAGUCCAAGUUGUACAAAUUACUACAAGGAGGAACUGGAAUUCCAAGGAUUAGUUGGUUUGGAGUUGAGGGAGACUAUAAUGCCCUUGUGAUGGACUUACUAGGACCUAGUCUUGAAGACUUGUUUAACUUCUGUAGUCGGAAGCUUUCUCUCAAGACAGUUCUAAUGCUUGCAGAUCAGAUGGUUAACCGGGUCGAAUUUGUUCAUUCUAAAUCCUUCCUGCAUCGGGAUAUUAAGCCUGACAACUUUCUCAUGGGCUUGGGAAGGCGUGCAAAUCAGGUGUAUGUUAUUGACUUUGGACUUGCCAAGAAGUAUAGAGACUCCUCAAAUCAACACAUUCCAUAUAGAGAAAAUAAAAAUUUGACUGGAACAGCCAGAUAUGCAAGCAUGAACACCCAUCUUGGCAUUGAACAAAGUCGCAGAGAUGAUUUAGAAUCACUUGGAUAUGUUCUCAUGUAUUUCUUAAGAGGAAGUCUCCCAUGGCAGGGGCUGAGAGCUGGAAACAAGAAACAGAAGUAUGAAAAAAUUAGCGAGAAGAAAGUUUCAACCUCUAUUGAGGCUUUGUGUCAUGGCUAUCCUACAGAGUUCGCUUCAUACUUCCAUUACUGUCGUUCACUUAGGUUUGAUGAUAAACCAGAUUAUGCUUAUCUGAAGAGAAUUUUCCGUGACCGUUUUAUUUCUGAAGGAUUUCAAUUUGAUCAUGUAUUUGACUGGACCAUUUUGAAAUAUCAGCAGUCACAACUUGCCAAUCCUCCUCCUCGUGCCCUUGGGGCUGCUGGAACAAGUUCAGGGAUGCCUCGUCCUAAUAUUGACAGGAAAUCAGGUGGUGAAGAAGGAAAGGCCAAGGACCGGUCUUCUGAAAAUGCUACUCGUGGCAGAGACUUUUUGAAUUCUGGAAGCUUGUCUAGACAGAAAGGUAUUCUUGCAAAUGACUCAUCCAUGGGUAAAGAGAUAUCUAGUUCUUACAUUGGAUCUUCAAGGCGACCUGCCAUCUCUAGUAGUCGUGAUCUGUUGGCUUCCGAGAAUAUUGUAAGCCCAGGAACACUCCGGCAAAUCUCACCACUAGUCUCAUUGGAUCAAAAACUCGCAUCUUCUACCAGAACUAUAAAGGACUUCAAAUCCAAUCUCAAGGGUAUAAAGAGCCUCAACUUAGGUAAUGACGAGAAGGUGCACUAUUAGCUACUGUUUUCUCACUCAUUCCCUUCUACUGUACAUAUUCGAGCUGUAGACUUGGGAGAAUCUGUACUUCUGUCUACUAAGGAAAGCUGGCUGAGGAUAUAUCUAAGAAUUGUGCAAAAAACACACAAUAACGAAGAGGUACCGAAGAUCUUGGUUUUUUCGUGUGUGGAGCAAAGUGUGUGUUUUUCGAAAUCUUUUGUUUCCAAUAUGGAAAAAGUCCGCAUACGAGACAAUGGGAUGUCACCAUUUGUAAUGAAGCAAUCAUAACACCAAUGUGUAGCCUGAAUUUGGUGAUUGGCUUGUAUAUUGCUCCACGGGACAUUCUACAUUAAAUCAAUUUUCAUCAGGGUGAUUUUUUAUAUUUUUUAUUU
Molecule: messenger RNA, 2593 nt
Organism: Olea europaea var. sylvestris
Lineage: Eukaryota; Viridiplantae; Streptophyta; Magnoliopsida; Lamiales; Oleaceae
Product: casein kinase 1-like protein 2
Exons: 15
Coding region: 1134-2222 (362 amino acids)
Biological process (GO): peptidyl-serine phosphorylation; signal transduction; endocytosis
Cellular component (GO): cytoplasm; nucleus
Molecular function (GO): protein serine/threonine kinase activity; ATP binding
Source: RefSeq, a predicted model, not a curated record